This is a messenger RNA of Microdochium trichocladiopsis, 375 nucleotides long. Its product is annotated as complex 1 protein. NCBI's taxonomy places the organism in Eukaryota, Fungi, Ascomycota, Sordariomycetes, Xylariales, Microdochiaceae. Bases 1 to 375 code for a protein of 124 amino acids. The transcript has 5 exons. Gene Ontology annotation, biological process: response to oxidative stress. The record is from RefSeq and is a predicted model, not a curated record.
AUGGCGGUAACACCAACCCAAUUCGCGCGCACCACGCGCACCUCUGCCAAUUGGAACGAUGCCCGGCGGCGAGUCCUCUCUGCCUACAGAGAAUGGAUCCGAGCUGCACCCGAGAUCCAACAGCUUUACUCCGUUCCUUUACCUGUCUCGGUUAUGCGCACACGGAUGCGGCAAGAGUUUGAGCGCCACAGAUACGUCAACAAACUCCCGGUCGUCGAUGUUCUGCUCAUGCAAAACAAUGCCGAAUACCAGGAAAUGAUGAACUACUGGAAACAGCUCACCCAUGUUAUGUCAUACUUUCCCGAGGAGAGCUUCCGCGGCACCGAACGGCUUCCCAACACCUUUAUGAAGGGUUUCCUUGAGGGCCGGAACUAG